AACAUCUCAUCCCGCGUCUACAAUGACUGAGAGUGACUCAAGUUUGGAUUGGAAAACCCGUGCUGCACAGCGAAAGCAAGCACAACUAGAUUCAAUUCCGUCUGAAUGGAUUCUACACGAUCUUCGACUGGAAUCCGAAAACGUCAUGGACGUCCCCGAGAAAUGUGGCCUUCUUUCUGCACGCGAGCUGGAAAUCACAAACACAACCGACGUAGAAGUCAUUCUCAAGAAGUUGUCUAAUUCAGAGUGGUCUUCGGUGGACGUGACCAGGGCAUUUUACAAACGGGCUAUCAUAGCUCAACAGUUGGUUGGUUGACAUGCUCUGUCGUUUGGCUGUUCGACUGGCUUAAUAGACGCUGUCGGUUAUUCUUCUUGCUUUGCCUUUGCAAAUAUCGAACUUCAUAGACAAAUUGUCUCACGGAGAUCUUCGUAGAGAGAGCCCUCGAUCGUGCCAAGGAGCUGGAUGAUAUACUGAGGAGAACGGGGAAGGUCGUUGGUCCUUUGCAUGGCCUCCCGGUAUCCCUGAAAGAUCAAUUCACGAUGAAAGGACUGGAGACAAUCAUGGGUGAUGUUCAGCUGCGAUCUCGAGAUGAUAGGAAAAUUGAUAGGUGAUUCCCUGCGUUGCUCGAACAGGUUAUGUCGCUUGGAUCGGGCGUUAUGCUAAGUCCGACUGCGUACUUGUUGAAAUGCUGUAUGACUGCGGAGCAGUUCCGUUUGUCAGGACCAAUGUCCCCCAAACCCUUAUGUGGGGAGAGACGUACAACCAUGUCUUCGGGAGAACAUCGAAUCCGUACAACAGGCGGCUUACCGCUGGUGGCUCCUCUGGGGGAGAGGGUGCCCUUGUCGCUAUGAAGGGCAGUCCGCUUGGCGUUGGAACGGAUAUUGGAGGCUCCCUUCGCAUUCCGAGUGCGUUUUGCGGUUUGUAUACCCUAAGACCAUCGUACGAGCGUUUGCCCUACUAUGGUGCCACUAAUGCACUGGAAGGUCAAGAAUCCAUUUCCUCGGUCCUCGGGCCGAUGACGAAUAGCAUCACUGGUCUUAAGAUAUUCGUUAAGGCUAUCAUCGAUUCACAACCAUGGAAGAGGGAUCCUUUAGUUGUCCGGAAGGAAUGGUCGGAGAAGGAGUACCAGCUGGCCUUCCACGGAGGUGGUAGUCCUCUUUGCUUUGCAAUCAUGUGGGACAACGGGGUUGUCAAGCCACAUCCUCCUUUGCGCCGUGCUAUGGUAAUGACUAAGGGGGCGCUUGAGGCUGCUGGACAUAGGGUGAUUGAUUGGGAGCCUCAUCGACAUUUAGAGAUAUACAAGAACUCGGAAACGAUAUUCGUUGCCGAUGGCGGUGAAGAUUAUCGCACCGAGUGUGAGCGAUCGGGAGAGCCUCUAAUCAAGUCAAUGAUAAGCGAGGAUGAUGGGCAUGAACCAAUUGUUGAAAAGCCGUUUGUGAACCAUUUGGUAGGGGAAUCAUAUCACAGGAGUGCAUACCAGCUCUGGGAGCUUCACAAAGAGAAACGGCAGCUUAGAAAGUCCCACUUGGACUAUUGGGAGGCUACCGUACAUCGAACCGGGACUGGGCGACCUGUUGAUGGAAUUAUAUCUCCAGCUGUCGCUUACCCUGCAGUGCCCCAUGGAUUGAAUACUGAUUCUUUCUACACGACUUUGUGCAAUGCAAUGGAUUACACCACCUCGGUGUUCCCCGUCACUUCUGUGGACACAGAACUGGAUCACCCCCAUGAUCCGCACGAAUUCUACAACUACGAAGACGAAGCGGUGUAUAAACUAUACGAUUCGGGACUAUUCCAAGGUUGCCCUGUUGGUUUGCAGCUAAUCGGCCGCACUCAAGAGGAAGAAGCAGUGAUUAGGAUGACGGAGAUAAUAGAUACAGCGUUGAAGGAAAACAAACGGAUAAAUACCGAAACAGAUACUAAAUGAUACAGAGGAGGGAAAGAAUCUAAAUACUAGUGAUACAACGGUCAUUAUAUGGACUGUAACUAUACGUGUAUAUGCUACCAGGAACCGGUUUCGGUGUUGAGUCAAGGC
This is a messenger RNA of Marasmius oreades (fairy-ring Marasmius), 2033 nucleotides long. RefSeq lists its product as uncharacterized. Bases 687 to 1925 code for a protein of 412 amino acids. The record is from RefSeq and is a predicted model, not a curated record. The transcript is spliced from 10 exons. Lineage: Eukaryota; Fungi; Basidiomycota; Agaricomycetes; Agaricales; Marasmiaceae.